Oryza brachyantha (malo sina) is the source of this 2776-nucleotide messenger RNA. Its product is annotated as dynamin-related protein 3B-like. The record is from RefSeq and is a predicted model, not a curated record. The transcript has 20 exons. Bases 75 to 2438 code for a protein of 787 amino acids. Gene Ontology annotation, cellular component: cytoplasm; membrane; microtubule. Gene Ontology annotation, molecular function: GTPase activity; GTP binding; microtubule binding. NCBI's taxonomy places the organism in Eukaryota, Viridiplantae, Streptophyta, Magnoliopsida, Poales, Poaceae.
CCCAAAAAAAAGUGAGAGGAAAAAACCCGCGUUUUGCUCCCUCCUCCCAAAACCCUACUACUCCGUCGGCGGCGAUGGCGGAGGCGGCGGAGGCCCCGGCGACGGUGGGGCAGGCGGUGAUCCCGCUCGUCAACAGGCUGCAGGACAUCGUCGCGCGGCUGGGCGGCGGCGGCGGCGCCGGCCUGGAGCUGCCGCAGGUGGCGGCGAUCGGCGGGCAGAGCAGCGGGAAGUCGAGCGUGCUGGAGGCGCUCGUCGGCCGCGACUUCCUCCCCCGGGGCCCCGACAUCUGCACGCGCCGGCCGCUCGUGCUCCAGCUCGUCCGCCACUCGGCCGCCGAGGAGUGGGGGGAGUUCCUCCACGCCCCCGGCCGCCGCUUCCACGACUUCGAGCAGAUCAAGCGCGAGAUCCAGUUAGAAACGGACAACGAAGCUGGAGGUAAUAAAGGGGUUUCUGAGAAGCAGAUUCGUCUGAAAAUAUUUUCACCAAAUGUCCUUGACAUCACCUUGGUGGACCUCCCUGGAAUUACAAGGGUGCCAGUAGGAGAUCAGCCCAGUGAUAUUGAGUCAAGAAUAAGAGCAAUGAUCAUGCAAUAUAUUAAGCAUCCAAGUUGUAUUAUCUUGGCUGUCACUCCAGCUAAUGCAGAUCUAGCUAAUUCUGAUGCGCUCCAACUGGCAAAGCUUGCUGAUCCUGAUGGGUCUCGGACAAUUGGUGUUAUCACCAAGUUGGACAUCAUGGACAGGGGUACUGAUGCUCGUAACUUUUUACUGGGAAAUGUGAUCCCCCUCAAGCUUGGUUAUGUAGGUGUUGUAAAUCGUAGCCAAGAGGACAUCAACUUUAAGCGAAGCAUCAAAGAUGCACUUGCCUUCGAGGAGAAGUUUUUCUCAACUUUACCUGCUUAUCAUGGUCUUACACAUUGCUGUGGUGUCCCUCAAUUGGCCAAGAAGCUAAAUAUGAUUCUACUAAAUCACAUCACACAUAUGCUUCCAGGCCUGAAAUCUCGCAUAAAUUCUCAGUUGGUAGCAGUUGCAAAAGAGCAUGCUGCGUAUGGUGAUACUGCAGAAUCAGCGGCUGGUCAGGGGGUCAAACUGUUGAAUAUACUGAGAAAAUAUUGUGAAGCCUUUUCUUCCAUGGUGGAGGGGAAAAAUAAAGUGUCAACAGAUGAACUUUCUGGUGGAGCAAGAAUCCACUACAUUUUUCAGUCAAUUUUCGUCAAGAGUUUGGAGGAAGUAGACCCUUGUAAGAGCAUAACUGAUGAAGAUAUCCAUACAGCUAUACAGAAUUCGGACGGUCCAAAGGGUCCUAUGUUUCUACCAGAGUUGCCGUUUGAGAUUCUUGUGCGAAGGCAGAUAAGUCGUUUGCUUGAUCCGAGCCUUCAAUGUGCAAAUUUUAUCUAUGAUGAGUUAGUCAAAAUUAGCCGUGGUUGCUUAAUCAGCGAGCUGCAGAAAUACCCAAUUCUUAAAAAGCGGAUGGGUGAAGCAGUUAGCAAUUUCCUGAGAGAUGGUCUUCGACCUGCAGAGACAAUGAUAACCCAUAUUAUUGAGAUGGAGAUGGAUUACAUAAAUACUUCACACCCAAGUUUUGUUGGAGGCAGCAAGGUUGUCGAACUUGCUAAGCAAGAAAUUCUACCUCCCAAAGCACCAGCUUCUGCAACAAUUCCUAAGGAUGGUAGCACUAUUAGCUCUGAGAUACAAUUAACAUCUGACAGAAGUCAAAAGUCACGUGCUGUUUUUGCAAGAGAUGCUACUAGAGGAGCCACAUCUAAUCAGGGAGUGCAGCCUGAUGCUGAUACAGGAACAGGUCCGGCAGGCAGAAUUCAGAGGGGUCACUCAUUGGUUGCUGGGAGUUCAGCAAGCAAGUCAGUUUCACGAGUUCAAAGCCUAGAUAACCUUUUCUCUAUCAUCCAGUUAAAAGAGCCACCCAUCACUUUGAAGCCAUCAGAAAACCAGCCUGCACAGGAUGCAACAGAGGUGGCUAUUGUGAAACUAUUGAUCAAAUCAUACUAUGACAUUGUCAGAAAGAGUAUUGAAGAUGCUGUUCCAAAGGCUAUAAUGCAUUUUCUGGUGAACCACACAAAACGUGAGCUGCAUAAUGUUUUAAUUCGGAAACUUUACAGAGAAAACUUGCUGGAUGAAAUGCUGAGGGAAACUGAUGAAGUAAUUAUCAGAAGGCAGCGUAUUCAAGAAACACUCCAAGUUCUUGAACAGGCGCAUAGGACGCUCGAGGAAUUUCCUCUUGAAGCUGAAAAGGUCGAGAAGGGGUACAGCCUUGGCGAAUAUGCAACCGGCUUGCCAAAAAUCCAUGGUCUCAGCAAUGGCGACCCCAGCUUCAUUUACGGAUCCUCGCCAAACCACAAUCCAAAGAAAGCAUCUCAUGCAGAUCAACAUUCGUCGGAUUCAACUUCUUAUCCAGAUGCUAAUGGUGGGUUUCUCUCCAUCUGAUCUCGAUCAUAUCCUCAUGCCAUUUUCAAGUGACGGUCUUCAGUUUUGCCCUGUAAAUUCAAUUUUCAUUUUGUUGUUAUUUGUGGGCUAUUUUUGCUGCAACUGGCAGCUAUUUCUGAUGCUGCACCUUGAUCUAGCAGUUGUACCGAAAUAGCAAGAACUGCAGGAGCCCACAUACAUUCAUAGCCAACAGGGGCAGUAGGAUGGUGGUUGUGUAGAUUCACAAUGGAACUGACCCCCUUGUAUCAUUUUUUUACUUUUCACUUCUGAUGAGAAGUGAGAGCGGGAACGGCAUAUUACGUAAUAAUUACUUGCAAUCACAAAGCUAUUUUACUGUA